This is a messenger RNA of Brenthis ino (lesser marbled fritillary), 213 nucleotides long. NCBI's taxonomy places the organism in Eukaryota, Metazoa, Arthropoda, Insecta, Lepidoptera, Nymphalidae. The record is from the annotation of a GenBank genome assembly.
AUGUUCUCCCGACCGAUUCCGGCCACGGCGGCCAAUCUCAUGGAGACUAGCCAACUGCGCAGGAGAUAUUAUAGUGCACAAGUGUACGCGCAGACACAACGUGCACUCUCUAUUCCUAUCACUCUCAUAUUCCGGUGGGACGACCACUCGACACGACCAGUGAGAGUUAAGGCGCAGGACCGACGGCUUUACGUGCUCUCCGAGGCACGGGGG